This is a messenger RNA of Marchantia polymorpha subsp. ruderalis, 925 nucleotides long. The record is from the annotation of a GenBank genome assembly. Lineage: Eukaryota; Viridiplantae; Streptophyta; Marchantiopsida; Marchantiales; Marchantiaceae.
UGGUCCAAGUGUGCUAGUGACUGAUGAAGUCUCCGUAUCCAAGGAUUAUGUUCCCGAGAAUGUGGCCGCCGAGAGAGUAUAUAAUGCUCCAACAAUGAGCAACCAGUACUCAGAUUUGUCUGUCCGAGGCCAAAAAUUUGUUUCGAACAUAUCCACCAUCGGUGUUAGUGUGGUAUAUAGAUAGCGUCAUAGUUUUAGUCGAUACAUAUCUCAGUCUAUUCGAAGAUGGAGGAUCUUGAUCAUCAUAAAACAGAGCACCACUACAGACGAGUAGAUUCGCCACGACGAGGCGAUCUUUCAAUGAGUGAUCCAGGUUCACAUCACAAGCAUUCGCCAACUCUUGAACCUUUUCCAGAGAGAGAAGUUCAUUCGUGUAAUGAACGCAAGAGAGCGCAAGAGGUCGAAGGGCUUGGUGAUUUGCCUCCACGACGAAAUUCGUAUUCAGAGGGAGACAUCUCUCUCAUAAACAAGUGGGAAGGGAAAAUUGCAGCUAAAGUGGGAAAUGGGCCCGUGGGCCGUGCUUUGCACGAACAUCGCGAGAAGAAAAAGGAAAAGAAGAAAAUGGAAGAACUCGAGAAGAAGCAUGAAGAUGAAACGGGUAAACUCAAAGAUCAAGGAAGGCUUAGCUUCUGACUUUCUCUCCAUAUUAAAGGACCCAGGUAUCCACCGUGCCUUUACGGUGCUCUGAACCUUUUAAUUGGGGAAAUUUUAUAACCUUAGGACAGACGCAGGAAUCGUCGCAAUCGAUCUGAUUACUCGAAGUUGCACCCUGCAUCCCUGUUCCAUGUUACAUCUGAAUGUGAAUGGAAUUGGGAUAUUUCUGAUAUAUUAUUAGCCGGCAUUUGGAAAAAACCAAAAUAGUUUAUAAUCUAGACCUCUGGGCUUUGCGCAUUUUUUUAUGUUUGCAAGCAAACUGAUAUCAUGA